CUCUCUCUCUCUCUCUCUCUCUCUCUCUCUCUCACUCUCUCUCUCUCUCUCUCUCUCCGCGCUCUGUCCUCUUUCUCCGGGUUAAUGUGCUCCGCGUGUAAAUGUAGUAACCGGUAACUGGUAACCGGAGCGCGCAGCGGGACACUCGGACGCCAUGGAGGACCACGGCUGCUCCUGGGAGAGCGACCGGGUGGAAGCGUGGCUGGACGACCACCUGGAGUUCACCCACUCUUACUUCACCAGGAAGGCGUCGAGAGAGAUGGUGAACGACUGGUUCGCUGAGCGCGUCCACUCCAUCCCGCCAUCCGCAUCCAAAGAAAACCCUCCACAUCAGCGGGCCCACCAGUCCUCUGCUGACUCCAACCCCCACCCCACACUCUGCCUCCUGGACAACCGCUGCCCCUCCCCGGCCACGGUCCCCAGCCCGGCCCCCGGCACCCCGACUCGCAAGAUCUCAGCCUCCGAGUUCGACCGGCCGCUCAGACCCAUCGUGGUGAAAGACUCCGAGGGCUCUCUGACCUUCCUGAGCGACGCCGACCGCGAGACGGUCCCUCUGAGGGGCUCGGUAAUGGGUGAGGGUGGUGUCAGCGGGACGGGUGGUGCCGGCGGGGUGGAUCGCUGCGCCAGGCUUCUGGAGCUGGUGAAGGACGUGUCGAGUCAUCUGGAUGUGACAGCACUGUGCCACAAGAUCUUCCUGCACAUCAAUGAGCUGAUCGCCGCAGACCGCUACUCACUGUUCCUGGUAGGCGAGGACAGCUCUAACAGGAAAUUCUUGGUCAGCCGCCUGUUCGACGUAGCCGAGGGGUCCACACUGGAGGAGUCCUCAAGUAACUGCAUCCGGCUGGAGUGGAACAAGGGCAUUGUGGGACAUGUGGCCGCCACGGGGCAGCCGCUCAAUAUCAAGAAUGCUUACGAGGACCACCGGUUCAAUGCUGAGGUGGACAUGAUCACAGGCUACAAAACCCAGAGCAUCCUCUGCCUUCCCAUCAAGAACCACAAAGAGGAGGUGGUCGGAGUGGCUCAGGCCAUCAAUAAGAAGUGUGGCGAGGAGGACGGCGCCUUCAGUGAGCAAGAUGAAAAGGACUUCUCGGCCUACUUGUCCUUCUCUGGCAUCGUGCUGCACAACGCUCAGCUCUACGAGACGUCACAGCUGGAGAACAGACGCAAUCAGGUGCUGUUGGACCUGGCCAGCCUGAUCUUCGAGGAGCAGCAGUGUCUGGAGGUUCUGCUGAGGAAGAUCGCAGGAACCAUCCUGUCCUUCAUGCAGGCCCAGGCCUGCACCGUGUUCAUCACCGACGACGACUCUAUGAACUCCUUCUCCAGUGUCUUUCAUAUGGAAUACGAGGAGCUCCGUGACGUCCUCGAUGCCCCCAAAAGGGACUGUGACGUCAGUCAGAUUAACUACAUGUACGCCCAGUACGUCAAGAACACCAUGCAGCCUCUCAACAUCGCAGACGUCACCAAGGACCAAAGCUUCCCCUGGACACGGGAGCACACAGAUCAAACCAGCCACCAGAUCAAGAGCUUGCUCUGCACUCCCAUCAGGAAUGGCAAGAAGGACAAAGUCAUAGGUGUGUGUCAGCUGGUGAACAAGAUGGACGAAGCCUCCGGCUCCCUGAAAGCCUUCAACAGGAACGAUGAGCAGUUCCUGGAGGCCUUCGCCAUCUUCUGUGGUCUCGGCAUCCAGAACACACAGAUGUACGAGACAGUGGAGAGAGCCAUGGCCAAGCAGGAGGUCACUCUGGAGGUGUUGUCGUAUCACGCCUCCGCCGCAGAGGAAGAAUCGCGGGAACUUCAGGUAACAGCGGUGUCCACUGUGCCGUCUGCCCAGUCGUUGCGUCUUCUGGACUUCAGCUUCAGUGACUUUGACUUGUCAGACACAGAAACCACGCAGGCUACUAUCCGGAUGUUUGUUGACCUCAACCUGGUCCAGAACUUCCAGAUGAAGUACACGAGCUUGUGCCAGUGGGUUCUGAGCGUGAAGAAGAACUACAGGAAGAAAGUGGCGUACCACAACUGGAGACACGCCUUCAACACGGCCCAGUGCAUGUUUACCCUCCUCAAGUCAGGACGCCUGCAGAGUAACCUGAGCGAUCUGGAGGUCUUGGCUCUGAUGAUUGCAACUCUGAGCCACGAUCUGGACCACAGAGGAGUCAACAACUCCUACAUCCAGAGGAGCGACCACCCACUGGCCCAGCUCUACUGCCACUCCACCAUGGAGCAUCACCACUUCGACCAGUGCCUCAUGAUCCUCAACAGCUCUGGAAACCAGAUCCUGAGCGCUCUCUCCCUGGACGAGUACAAGGCCACUCUGAAGAUGAUCGAGAGGGCUAUUCUGGCCACGGACCUGGCCUUGUACAUGAAGAGGCGUGGAGAGUUCUUUGAGCUCACCAAGAACAGCCAGUUCGUUUGGGAGGACGAACAACACAGAGACUUACUGAGGUCAAUGCUGAUGACUGCAUGUGACAUCUCAGCCAUCACGAAGCCCUGGCCAGUGCAAAAGAGGAUUGCAGAGCUGGUCACCACGGAGUUCUUUGAGCAGGGAGACAAGGAGCGGCGCGAGCUGAACAUCGAGCCCAGUGACCUGAUGAAUCGUGAGAAGAGAGAUCAAAUACCCAGCAUGCAGGUGUCCUUCAUCGAUGCCAUCUGCACUCAAUUAUAUGAGACCUUGACUGGCAUGUCGGAGUAUUGCUCCCCGCUGCUGGAAGGAUGUCGGAAAAACCGUCAGCAUUGGAAGUGUUUAGCUGAGGAGUGUGAGAAGGGGAUGGUGAAACCAAACUGGUGUGAUCCCAACACCAGUUUGGUUUUCAACCAACACAAAUGAGUCGUUCUGUCCAACCUGGUCUCUCACAAUUUCAUGAAAUUAGCAUCUAAAACGACAAAUGAGAUAAUACUCUGUCAGGAAAAUAUUGUGUGGUGAAACAUUAUAUUUGUUGACAGUAAAAGGGAGACACACUUUCCCUCAAAUGUACAAACUCUUGAGCAAGUUCAGGUCCCAACGUAUGCUGAGAGUUUUACUUACACAUGUAAAAGAAACUGCCGUUUCCAACAACGUUGGUCUCAUUUUUGAAAGUUUGUCCAUCCUUCCUGUCUGAUAUGAAAGUUGUGCUCACCAAGUUACAUAUUCAGAUCUGAGAAUGCGUCAGCAUCACUAAACAAGACUAAGAGCCAUGCUAGCAGUCAGGCUUUACUUAGUUAAAUGCUUACAUGGCAUGCUGGCAGGUUGAUAGGGACAAUGGUCGUAGGCUGAUGUUUAUGGCACCGUGUUGAGGUACUUUAUAAUUACCAUGUUCUUGGUUUAGCGUAUUAUAAGCAUAGGCAGUAUACCAGGGUAUGCACCACUUUCCAUGAUGCUGUAAUUAUGUGAUGUAUUGUAGCACACACACCACGCAGGAAUGUUUUUCUUCCAACUACAAGAGCAGCUUCUAGAAAUGUGAUUGUAUUCAACUGCCACUCUGCCACCAACACCUGCAUAUCAUUUCCAUUUUGCCCACUGAUGCGUCGGUACCCGCUGUCUGCGUAGCGCUUGAGGGUGUGUGUUCUUGACAGAAAGAGAGACCCUGUGAGGCUGAACCUAGCGGUAACAUUAUAGCUGUGAAUGGCAUUCAUAUACCGUCAUAUAGAGUACUAUCUCGCCAAUGAGCAGAAGUACAGCUGAUUAUGAUGUGCAUGUUAUUAGUUUUUAGUCAUUGGCCAAAGUAUCGCUACAGGAAAGGGAUCACCACAGUCAUCAGAAUGAAACCUCUGGGAUCCACGAAUGACGUUACAGAUGUCAUGGCAAUCCUUCAAGAGACGUCGAGACCAAUCCAUCCAGAGAGCCGCUAGCAGCUAGCAUGGCUAACGCUACGCACCAGAGGUAGUGCAGUCAGCUUAGCAGUAUGUCUGUGUAAGCUAACCUUACACUUUUGGAAGAGAAAACAAAGAUACAAUGUCAUUAUUAGCCUAAACGUGUAUAGUCAUGGUGAAGAAGUGGUAAUAAUCUGUGGCUGGCUUGUUUACAGACGUUCUGCUCUCUUCUUACCCAGACAGACUUUUUGUGGAUACAGAUAGAAACGAUGGCUGAAUCUAUGAAAAUAAGACCAUGGUAGUAAUAUCCCGUCAACAAAUUGUCAUGUCAUCUUAAGUUGACAAUGAAGCGCAAUAUUGUGCUCAUUGUCCUUGUUUCAUUUCGCUUUGAGAUUUUUCUUCUUAUUGUCACUCACCGGAGAAUAUAACAGUCAGCACUAAGCUAUAUUUAUUACAAUAGCCUUUUUUAUUCUUGCACAAAGUGGCUUUCAUCUUGAAGUCUCACUUACAUUAACACUCACAGGUAGACAUUUAGGGGAACAAUUAGAGGUGAGACUGGUAAAGAGCACCAGUUCAGUGGGUUACAGAUAUCCUAACAUCACAAUAAUCUGAUAAGCUUGUUAAAUGUCUUCGUUGACACACACAAAGGUUUAAAUCUUUUGUGACAUUUUUUUCACUUAUUGUCUUAACUUAUUUUUGUUAUAUAUUUAUUAGAGUUUCUAUAUUGUACGGUCACCCUUUUGUCAAGAGCACACAAUUCCUUAUAUAGGAAAUGUAGUUUUCAUACUUUAACAAAUCCUGUCUCUGCUUUUUUUUAAGGAACUUUCUUAAAAACAAGCAUUUCAGAUGACAUUUAGAAAUGUAGUGUUUUUUGUUGUUUAAAACGUAGUCUUUUUUUAUGUAAAAGAGCCAAAGACUAGGCCUGCAAUUUCAAAGGGAAAUAGGUCAACAUUUUUCCAAUGUUUCCAAUGUGAUCAAAAAAGGAUCAAUUCACAAUAAAAAAUAAAAACGUAUUUGUAUUUGUC
Messenger RNA from Pseudoliparis swirei, 4811 nucleotides. It is a transcript of the gene pde5ab, whose product is annotated as phosphodiesterase 5A, cGMP-specific, b. The coding region runs from base 155 to 2824 and encodes 889 amino acids. Gene Ontology annotation, molecular function: protein binding; 3',5'-cyclic-GMP phosphodiesterase activity. The transcript is spliced from 22 exons. NCBI's taxonomy places the organism in Eukaryota, Metazoa, Chordata, Actinopteri, Perciformes, Liparidae. Gene Ontology annotation, biological process: signal transduction. The record is from RefSeq and is a predicted model, not a curated record.